GAUACGUUUUUGCCUCUGCCGCGUUCAGAGUCAGAGUCGGAUUUAUCGUCUGGGUCUGGGUCUGAAAAAGAUCUUGGAUCUUGGUCUCGGUUUUCGGUUUUCCGUUUUCGGUUUCGUUUGUGUGAUUCGGUUUCAGUUUCAGUUCGUUGGCGCGUUAGCACGGAUCCAGUCGUGUGCACGGCUAAAAUCACACAACUGAAAAUCAAAUAAAAAAUAUAUAUAUUGAUAUAUUAACCCAUUUUGGUGGCCAAGAUAGGCUCGUCGGUUUGCUAUUCGGGUCAAUGCUGUGCUCUGCAUUGCCAACGUUAUGCUAAUUACCGAAAGGAUACAAAUCAUAGCAUACAUCAUCGGUUACAAUCUCUUUGGCAAGACUCCGUCGCACUGCUGGUGACCAAAUCCUCGUCCGGUGCCCCACCCGCCAAAUAAGCGCUAGAAAUAAAGAGAUACAUAGCCAGGAGAAUAUACAUAACAUAUAUUUAUUUAAUAUAUCAAUCAACAAAUUCGCAAAACGUGCCAAAUAUAAUUUAAAUCUAUUUAUUUUGUAUAACAAAGAGCUAAUAAGUCUAAACUAUAUAAAUUAGUAAGUCGUUUAAUUUAAAUCCUCAUAAAAAGCCACAACAAAGAAAGUUUGCCGCAGGAGCAGCCAUUGGCUUCAUCAUGAAGAAGCCUCAAAUGCUGUUUAGUUUAAUUUUAUGGUGCCUUUGUGCUCCCAGUCUGACACUCCGUAUCCCCGAGGACCUUGAGAAUGCAGCCAUUAAUGCCCUGAGCUCCGAACGUGCCCGUUCCCUGACCCAGUGUGGAUCCUCCGAAGAAGGAGAGGGCACUGUUGCCGGUGAUUAUGAUGUUUGCCCGCCGAGCAAGUACCGCCAGCCCACUGCUGAGUGCAACAAUGUUUCCCAUCGCAAGUGGGGAGCUCGUGGAGAUAUCUUCCAGCGUUUGCUGGUGGCUGAUUAUGCCGAUGGUGUUAGCCAGCCAAGGACAUCCAAGGGAACUCAUGCUCUACCCGAUGCCGAACUGGUAAUCGAACAUCUGCAACGCCAUGUGGAGGGUGAACUGCGUCAUGCCCAUAUAACUGCCAUGCUUCCUGCUUGGGGUCAAUUGCUGGCCAAUGACCUGGUCGAGGUCGGACAGCUGCCCAUCUCCGGAAAGUGCUGCGAACGUGAUUCCGCCGUCAAGGAUCCCAGCGAGCUCCAGCAGUGCUUCGUUCGAGCGGGACCCGAUUGCAAAGAGUACAAGCGAUCGGCUCCAGGUUUCGAUGCAGAGGCGUGCCAGAAACACACUCGCCAGCAGAUGAACAUUGCAUCGGCCUACAUUGAUGGGUCUGGACUUUAUGGAUCUACUCGCCAUGAAUUCGACCAGCUGCGCACCUAUAUCAGUGGUGGAGUCAAGGUGGAGUCCUGCAAGUUCUGCCAGGUGGCCGGAGCCACGGGAGCUCUACAUCGUGCUCUUUUGCAGCAGCACAACAACAUUGGCGAACAAUUGUCGCAUAUCAAUCCCGAUUGGUCCGAGGAGGAUGUUUUCCUGGAGGCCAGACGCAUCAUUACGGCCACCAUUCAGCACAUCACCUACAAUGAGUUCUUGCCUUUGGUUCUGGGACAGGAGACGACUGCUAAGGAAGGUCUCCGACUGACUGCCGAGAAGCACUCGAGCAACUACUCCAGCUCUGUGAGGGGAGGAAUCUACAAUGAGUUCGCCACCGCAGCCAUGCCCGCCUUCUGGAGUAUGUAUCCCCCAGAGAUGCUGUCCAAGAAGAUGUCCGCCCAUGAGUUAUUGUCCAUUGCUGCUCUGCAAAAGUCCCUGGUUCCCAGUCAAACGAAUGCCGAAGGUUGGUCCGAGUUGGCUUUGGCCGUUCAUCGUGGACGUGACCAUGGAGUGGCUUCUUACGUCCAUGCCCUCGAUCUCUGCGAGCGUCGAUUUGCCGAUCAAGGUGCUGCCAAUGUGAGCUUCGAUACUUUGGGCCAGGUGUCCAACAUUCCCGAGGAGUACAUCACCAAUCUGCGUGACAUUUACCAAAACGCUGAGGAUGUCGAUUUGUUGGUGGGCGCCCUGCUAGAAGAGCCUGCGGUUGGAGCUCUCUUUGGACCCACAAUUAGCUGCCUGCUCACCCUCCAGUUCGAGCAACUGAAGCAGACCGAUCGUUUCUGGUACGAGAACGAAAUCCCUCCAUCUUCCUUCACCCUGGACCAGCUGAAGAGCAUUCGCCAGACAUCUCUAUCUGGUUUACUGUGCGGAUCCCAUCAAGUAAGCACAGCCCAGUCCAAGGCCUUCAUUCUAGAAGACAACUACCUGAACUCGAUAUUGGACUGCGACCAGCUACCCAAGUUUGAUCUUAAGCCUUGGCAAGUAAACCCUGAGGACGAAGUGCAUGUGGAGCACGUGGAAGUUGAGCCAGCGACCAAGGAAGCCAUUGCUGAGCUGAGUCCCGAACUUAUUGAGGCUGCCGUUGAACGUGCCAAGCAGGAAUUGGAAGAACGCAAGCGAUUCGAAUACGAAGUGUGGCGUACAAAGGGUGGUAUCAGUGCCCGCUCCCCCGAUGGUACGGCUGCCUCCUUCAGCAAAGCUAACCUGGCGGCCCUUAACCUGGCUAACUCUUCGUUGAUCUUCGAGCUGACCUCCAAUGAAAUUGUGAAGACCCUCAACCAUAUUACCCGACGCAAGCGUCAGAUCUUCAACCCCAACCAGAAUGCUUUUAAUCGUAAUGAGCUGACCGAUACCCUGCAAACGGUGGACAUUAGUGGACUGCUUGGUGGUGCCCAGAAGGCGCUGGAUGAGUGCCCGGAACCCAACCAACAAUGCGAUGCGAACUCACCAUUCCGAACAAUGUCCGGAAGGUGCAACAAUCUGCGUAACCCCAACUGGGGCAAGUCACUGACCACUUUCUCCCGCCUGCUGCCCGCUCAGUAUGAGGAUGGUAUCUCGGCACCCAGAAUUACUGGAGUGUCAGGAACCCCAUUGCCCAAUCCCAGAACUAUUUCUACCACAAUCCAUCCUGAUAUUUCCAACCUGCACACUCGCUACUCUUUGAUGGUGAUGCAGUUCGCCCAGUUUGUCGAUCACGAUUUGACUUUGACCCCAAUCCAUAAGGGAUUCCACGAGUCCAUCCCCAGUUGCCGACCUUGCAACUCCCGCCAGACAGUGCAUCCUGAAUGUAAUCCAUUCCCAGUGCCCGCUGGCGAUUUCUACUAUCCCGAGGUGAAUGUUACCAGUGGUGAGCGCUUCUGUUUCCCCUCGAUGAGAUCUCUGCCUGGACAGCAAUCGCUGGGACCUCGUGACCAAAUCAACCAGAACACUCACUUCUUAGAUGGCUCCAUGGUUUAUGGAGAGACCAUCUGUCUAUCGAGCAAGCUGAGAGGAUUCUCUGGGCGCAUGAACAGCACUCAAUUAAGAGGCAAGGAACUUCUACCUUUGGGACCUCAUCCUGAGUGCAAAUCUCGCAACGGUCUAUGCUUCCUUGGAGGCGAUGACCGUGCUUCCGAGCAGCCAGGUCUUACUGCUAUCCACACCGCCUUCUUGCGUGAACAUAACCGGAUUGUUGAGGGCCUGCGUGGAGUAAACCCCCACUGGAACGGAGAGCAGCUCUUCCAUCAUGCCCGUAAAAUUGUCAGUGCCCAAGUGCAACAUACCGUGUUCAAUGAGUUCCUGCCCCGCAUUCUCAGCUGGAAUGCCGUCAAUCUGUAUGGCCUGAAGCUCCUGCCCCAGGGAUACUACAAGGACUACAACCCAUCCUGCUCUCCGAUUGUCUUUAACGAAUUUGCGGCUGCUGCCUUCCGAAUCGGUCAUUCCCUGCUGCGUCCCCAUAUUCCUCGCUUGAGUGUCCAGCAUCAGCCUGUGGAGCCUCCACUACUUCUGCGUGAUGGUUUCUUCCGUAUGGAUAAUCUCCUGCAGCCUGGAAUUAUUGACGAAAUUCUACGUGGUCUGGUGGCUACACCAAUGGAGACCCUGGAUCAGUUCAUCACCGGUGAGGUCACCAAUCAUUUGUUCGAGGACCGUAAGAUUCCCUUCUCCGGAAUCGAUUUGAUCGCUCUGAAUAUUCAGCGAGCUCGUGAUCAUGGAAUCCCCUCGUACAACAACUACCGUGCCCUUUGCAACUUAAAACGUGCCACCAACUGGAACGACUUGAGCCGCGAGAUUCCCACUGAGGUGAUCAACCGUUUCCAGAAGGUCUAUGCCAGCGUUGAUGACAUUGAUCUCUUCCCUGGUGCCAUGACUGAGCGUCCUCUUCAGGGUGGUCUGGUUGGACCCACUUUGGCCUGCAUCAUUGGCAUCCAGUUCAGGCAGCUGCGCAAAUGCGAUCGUUUCUGGUACGAGAACCAGAAUCCGGAGGUCAAGUUCACGGAAGCUCAGCUGGCUGAGAUCCGUAAGGUGACGCUGGCCAAGAUCGUGUGCGAGAACCUGGAGAUCACCGGAGACAUGCAGCGCGCUGCCUUCGAUUUGCCCAGCAACUUCCUAAACCCACGUGUGCCUUGUGCAUCAAUGCCCCAGAUUGACUUGAACGCCUGGCGCGAAAAUGUCCAGGGCUGUCAGAUUGGCAACCGAAAUGUCCGUGUUGGCGAGUCCGCCUUCCCAUCGCCUUGCACCAGUUGCGUCUGUUCUGCAGAGGGGGCUCAGUGUGCCUCUCUGCGCAUCACCGAUUGCGGUCAACUGAUCCGCCAGUGGCCCAAAGAGGCUAUUCUGCGCGACGAGGUUUGUAACUCGCAGUGCGGUAUUUAUCUGACUGGUCAGCAGGCCAGUGGCUUCAAUCCACAACAGCGACAGGGUCAAGCUCAGCCACGUGUGACCCGAUCCCGCAACCAGAACCUCUUCAAGUUCCCUGACCUUACGCCCUUCAUUGCUUCCCUCUAAGAAUUGAGGAUGGCGAUGCAACUAGGAGUAAGCGAAAGCGAUAAACAAUGACAUUUUGUACAUAACUUGUGCGUUUGUACAUAAGAUUCUUUGUUGUUUGCUUACCUAAAGACUUGUCCAAUGCAUUAGCGAGAUCUAUAUAUACUCGCCUGUUCUGUACGUCGAAAGAUACAAAACACUCGGCCCCAUCAUCAGACACUUGCUAUUCGAAGUGUCCUAGUUAUAUCCUAAUUAAAAUUAAACCAUAACUAUUAACAAAUUAUAAUAAACACUUAUUGUGAGUGAAA
Drosophila eugracilis is the source of this 5129-nucleotide messenger RNA. RefSeq lists its product as uncharacterized. Gene Ontology annotation, biological process: response to oxidative stress. Lineage: Eukaryota; Metazoa; Arthropoda; Insecta; Diptera; Drosophilidae. The record is from RefSeq and is a predicted model, not a curated record. Gene Ontology annotation, molecular function: peroxidase activity; heme binding.